Colletotrichum higginsianum IMI 349063 is the source of this 1611-nucleotide messenger RNA. Its product is annotated as MFS hexose transporter. Gene Ontology annotation, molecular function: carbohydrate:proton symporter activity. The record is from RefSeq and is a predicted model, not a curated record. Lineage: Eukaryota; Fungi; Ascomycota; Sordariomycetes; Glomerellales; Glomerellaceae. Gene Ontology annotation, biological process: transmembrane transport; carbohydrate transport. The transcript is spliced from 5 exons. Gene Ontology annotation, cellular component: membrane. Bases 1 to 1611 code for a protein of 536 amino acids.
AUGGCGAAGAAGACUAUCGUCUCGCAGCAGGUCGUCGCCAAUGUCGACGUCGCGCAGGCCGAGGCGCCGCGCUUCGAGAAGGUCUACUGGACCAAGGAGCCCCAUCUCCGCAAGCUCUACUUCUCGACAAUCUUCCUCAUGGUCGCCUCGGCCACCACGGGCUACGACGGCAUGCUCGUCAACACGUCCCAGCAGAUGAAGCGGUGGAAGGACUUCUUCGGCGACGGCGUCUCGGACAAUAACAAGCUCGGCAUCCUCAUCAACAUGUUCAACAUCGGUUCCAUCAUAUCCUUCUUCAUCACCCCCUACGUCGCCGAUACGUACGGCCGCAAGGUGGCCAUCGUCAGCGGCUGCUUGUUCAUGAUCGUCGGCGGUGCCAUCACCGCCUUCUGCAACGGCUGGGGAAUGUACGUCGGCGGUCGAUUCAUCCUUGGUUUCGGCAACUCGCUGGCACAGAUGGCGUCGCCCCUCCUUUUGACCGAGAUCUGCCACCCUCAACACCGUGGCCCUGUCACUGCUAUCUACAAUUGCUUGUGGAAUUUGGGCGCGCUCGUCGUCGCCUCCAUUGGAUGGGGAACCUCGUAUAUAAACAACGACUGGUGCUGGCGUUCAAUUACCUUCAUUCAAAUCGUGCCGUCCGUCAUCCAGCUGAUCGGCAUCUGGUGGGUCCCGGAAUCGCCGCGCUUCCUCAUCAACAAGGACCGCUCCGAGGAGGCGCUCGCGGUCCUGGCCAAGCACCACGCCGGCGGCGAUUUUAACAAUGCCACAGUCCAAUUCGAAUACCGCGAGAUGAAGGAAACAAUCACAAUGGAGAGAGAUGCGGAAAAAACGACCAGUUACGCCGACUUCUUCCGCACCAAGGGUAACCGGUGGCGCCUCGCCAUCAUCAUCUCCCUCGGUGUCAUCUCGCAAUACUCAGGCAAUGCGUUAUUCAGCAAUUACAUGGACGCUAUAUACGAGGGCGCCGGUAUUACUGAACAAAAUCAGAAACUCGCCAUCUCGACUGGCAAGUCGAUACUCGAUUUGUCGUGCUCCAUCGGGGCCGCGCUGACCGUGGACUAUUUCGGCCGCCGCCCGCUCUUUCUCGUUGCAAUCAGCGGUAUGGUCGGCUCCUUCGUCUGCUGGACAAUCACUGGCGCUGUGUUCGAAAACUCAGGCGCCACGAACCAGGGUUCUGGCUAUGCCCAGCUGGUCUUCAUCUGGAUCUUUGGCAUCUUCUACGACAUUGGCUUCUCCGGCUUGCUCGUCGCCUACGCCCUCGAAGUUCUUCCAUUUCACUUGCGUGCGAAAGGAAUGAUGAUUAUGAACAUCACUGUUCAAGCCAUCCUGGCCAUCGGAAACCAAACAAACAAGGUCGCGUGGGACAACCUCCCGAACCACUGGAACUUCAUGCUGUUCUACACUCUCUGGGACUUUUGCGAGCUCGUCUUCGUUUACUUCUUUUACGUCGAGACCAAGGGCCCGACGCUCGAGGAGAUCUCCAAGAUCUUUGACGGCGACGCCGCCAUUGGCCAGGUCGACCCUGCCCAGAUAGAGAAGGAGAUUCACGCCGACCACCACGAGGACGACAUCAACACGCGUGCCGCGCGCAGCGAGAAGACGGCCGCCUGA